Messenger RNA from Ruditapes philippinarum (Manila clam), 4071 nucleotides. RefSeq names its product junction-mediating and -regulatory protein-like. Lineage: Eukaryota; Metazoa; Mollusca; Bivalvia; Venerida; Veneridae. Gene Ontology annotation, biological process: Arp2/3 complex-mediated actin nucleation. Gene Ontology annotation, molecular function: Arp2/3 complex binding. The record is from RefSeq and is a predicted model, not a curated record. The transcript has 10 exons. The coding region runs from base 44 to 2422 and encodes 792 amino acids. Gene Ontology annotation, cellular component: cytoplasm.
AACUGUUUUCCAUUAUAAUGUUUCAGGUUCAAGUGUGUGAGAUAUGGGAGAACCAGCAUUAUAUGGCUGUUUUGACCAGCCAGACAGCUUAGAAGGAUGGGUAGCAAUUAAAGAAAACCCAUUUACUUGUAAUACAAUCCCACCACGUCUUUUGUUCCUUGUAUCUUGGAAUGAAGUAGAUCGUAAAGUAGCAGUUACUUGCAGAUUGAAAAACCGUGUUGUGAGUGACACAGCUGAGCAUCAUGGGAGAUCUGGGCUGUUCAGUUUCCAAGAGUUACGAGGAAUUCAUGAUCUGUUGUGCCUUAUUCAUCCAUCAUUAUCACCAUAUCUACCUGACCUUCCUGAAGAACCUUGGGGUCUCUGGGCUUAUGUCAGUUAUCAAGAAACCCCAGACAAUAUUGAUGAUAUAUGUGCAUAUUUAGAAAACACAUACUUUCCUCUUGCAUUAGAAACAUGUAAAGAAAAGUUACUUAUGGAUACAAUGUUUGAAGAACACUGCCAGGAAGAAUAUUUUGAAAAUAUAAGUGAGCUAAAGAGACAGGGUUAUGAUCAAACCAUAAAGAUAGCAGAAGAGGAGUUAAAGAACGUGCUCUUUGAACGAGAAAAUGCUAGUAACAUGACAGAAAUGGCUGAUGUUUACAGUAGGGAAGAUACUGCUGUGUUCAAACUAAAUGUUGCUCUUGCUGAGCUAUUUAACUACCUUCUGCAACCUUUUCUGGAUCUCCGUGAAGUGUCAUGUUUAAAAGUAAGGCAAGCAAAAUCUGAAAUUCAGAAUCCGGACAAUGGUGAAAGAUUACGGCGAGAAUAUUGUGAACAAUUGAUUGAGUGGCAACAACAAUAUGAGCAAGCUCUAGACAUGAUUCAAGAUAACUACAUGAAGUAUUACUCCAAAACCAAAAAGAUUUUAAAAGGAAUCCUUGAUAGAUUGGAGGAAGAUAGAAAACGUUUUGGCCAAAUGUCUUUUCAACUUAUUGCCCUAGAGAGAUAUUUCAGGGUCAGAGAAGAUCUUUCUUUAGAAAAUUUACAGUAUCUUCAUAGCAAAAAGAAAACAUAUGUUCAAGAAAGGGAUAAAGUUAAAGAAAUGAUUGCAAGCAUGGAGGAGAAGCCAGGAAUUAAGGGAGAACUCAUGAGAUUAGAAAACCAGACGUUUGAAUGGCAGGUGAAAAUAUAUGACCUUCACCUUGAUAUUCUCCGGGAAGAAGAAAUACUUGUCAAAACACAAAGAGAUGCAAUCACUAGGAAUAUUCAAGUGGAAGAGGAGCGUGUUGUAUUUUAUGAUGCUGUAGAGGAUGUGGAAGAACUCAGCUCUGAGGAAGAACUUCCCUCUAUGAUGAUUACUGAUCCACGACUGAAGGCGUUAAAUAAUAAAUUGAAAUCUAUAAAUACACGUAGAGCUAAACUCAGGAAUAAAAGAGCAAAUCUAAAUUCAAAAAUUCAAAACAAAGAACAGACAAAAAGAGAAGUUGAGGAAAAGUUUAAACAGCAUCAUUCUAUUCAAAUAAAAAGAGAUAUGCAGAGAGAAGAACUAGAGAAGAAACAAGACUUUAUACACGAUGAAAGAAAGAGAACAAUAGAUAGAUUGAAAACAUUCAAAGUGAAAUACCCUACUCCAGCAACAAUCAAACCUCCAAGAUAUCAGCCACCUAGUCAAAAAGGAGCAAAUGCUGCCCCUCAGACAACCAAAAACUUAUCAACAAUCAGAGAGAAACCUGCUGCAAAAACAAACUCUGAAAAAACUAUUAAAGUUCAAAAAGUUAAAAACUCUACAUUUAAUAAAACAGAACGUAAACCUGUACCUAAACCACGUGCACGAAGUGGAGAUAAUAUAGAUGGUACAGACGAUGUCCCUGUCACUAUAUAUGUUAAAGGUUCACCUGAAGCGGGAGGAGCUUCUGGAGCUGUUAACACCUCCAGUGCCCCGCCUCCUCCUCCUGUACCAACUUCUGUACCUCCUCCACCACCUGGAGUACCACCGCCACCGCCGCCCCCACCUCCACCACCCCCACCUCCUGGCCCGCCCCCACCAAUGACAUUGCCUGUUAUGAAAGUGAACAGAGGAAAGAAGGAAAACAGUCUUCAGGCACAACAAAAGGGAAACAAUGCAGAUAAGACUCCAAAUCUUCAGUCUAUUCAACAAGGGUUGAAAGGGCUCAAACCUGCUUCUGAGAGGCCUGAAAGACCUAAAGUGACAGCAGACCCUAUGCAGGAAAUGGUCAGUUUAAUAAAGAAAGGUGUCAAAUUACGUCCAAUGAAAGAACGUCAAACAGAAGAUUCCCAGAAACCUGACCAAGGGAGACAACAACUACAGACACCAUCAGAAGACCACAUGAAAUUAUUAGUUGAAAGUUUGAACAGAAUAAAUGUGUUCACCCGUGAAAGUUCUCCUGAUAGUGACAGUGAUGAUGGUGAAUUUGAUGACUAAAUUUUAGCGUGUAUUAUGAUAAAUUCGAUUUCGUAAGUUUAUUAAUUUAUUGUGAAGCAGCAAGGUCCUUUGGCAAACACCAAAUUGAAGUAAUACUUUUUCUUAAAGUUGUUGGGAGUGCAUUUCAAAUGUUUAUCAAAGAAUAAAAGGUGGAAAUCUAUUGGCAAGAUAUUUGAAGAUUUAUGCAUUUAUUGUAUUUGGAGCUAUUAUCAUAUAAAAAAAUGAAGUUCUCUUUUUAGCUCACCUGUCACAAAGUGACAGGGUGAGCUUUUGUGAUCGCUUUUCGUCCGGCGUCCGUCCGGCGUCCGUCCGUAAACUUUUACUUUAAAUGAUAUCUCCUCAUAAACCACUAAGCCAAUUUCAUCCAAACUUCACAGGAAUGUUCCUUUGGUGGUCACCUUUAAAAAUUGUUCAAAGAAUUUAAUUCCAUGCAGAACUCUGGUUGCCAUGGCAACCGAAAGAAAAAAAUUUAAAAUAUCUUCUUUUAAAAAACCCAAAGAGCUAGAGCUUAGAUAUUUGGCAUGAAACAUCUUCUAGUGAGUGUCUACCAAGUUUGUUCAAAUUAAAGCCCUGGGGUCAAAAUUGGCCCCGCCCCGGGGGUCAUUGAUUUUCCCUAUAUGCAUAUAGUUAAAACUUAAAAAACCUUCUUUUAAAGAACCCAAAGAGCUAAAGCUAAGAUGUUUAGCAUGAAACAUGUUCUAAUGAGUGUCUACCAAGUUUGUUCAAAUUAAAGCCCUGGGGUCAAAAUUGGCCCCGCCCCAGGGGGUCAUUGAUUUUCCCUAUAUGCAUAUAGUAAAAACUUAAAAAAUCUUCUUUUAAAGAACUCAAAGAGCUAGAGCUAAGAUAUUUAGCAUGAAACAUGUUCUAAUGGGUGUCUACCAAGUUUGCACAAAAUUAAAGCACUGGGGUCAAAAUUGGCCCCGCCACGUAGGUCAUUGAUUUUCCUUAAAUGUGUAUAGCAAAAAACCCAAAUAGCUAGAGUUUAGAUAUUAAGCAAGAACAUCUUCUAGUGAGUGUCUACAAAGUUUGUUCAAAUAAAAGCCCUGGGGUCAAAAUUGGCCUCGCCCUGGGGGUCAUUUAUUUUCCUUAUAUGUGUAUAGCAAAAACUUAAAAAUCUUCUUUGAAAAAACCCAAAUAGCUAGAGUUAAGAUAUUAAGCAUGAACAUCUUAUAGUAAGUGUCUACAAAUUUUGUUCAAAUAAAAGCCCUGGGGUCAAAAUUGGCCCCGCCCCGGGGGUCAUUGAUUUUCCUUAUAUGUGUAUAGCAAAAACUUAAAAAAUCUUCUUUGAAAAAACCCAAAUAGCUAGAGUUUAGAUAUUAAGCAUGAACAUCUUCUAGUGAGUGUCUACAAAGUUUGUUCAAAUAAAAGCCCUGGGGUCAAAAUUGGCUUCGCCCUGGGGGUCAUUGAUUUUCCUUAUAUGUGUAUAGCAAAAACUUAAAAAUCUUCUUUGAAAAAACCCAAAUAGCUAGAGUUUAGAUAAUAAGUAUGAAACAUCUUCUAGUAAGUGUCUACAAAGUUUGUUCAAAUAAAAGCCCUGGGGUCAAAACUGGCCCCGCCUCAGGGGUGUCAUUGUUUUUAACUAUAUGUGUUUAGUAAAAACUUAAAAAACCUUCUUUUAAAAAAAACCAAUGAGCUAAAGCUUAGAUAUU